AUGACUAAAGUCACAUUCAAAAUAAUUCUAACAUCCGAUCCCAAGUUACCAUACAAAGUUUUGAGUGUUCCUGAACAAACACCAUUCACAGCUGUGCUUAAAUUUGCUGCAGAAGAGUUUAAGGUUCCAUCAGAGACCAGUGCAAUAAUAACAAAUGAUGGCAUUGGGAUAAACCCUGCACAAACUGCUGGUAAUGUCUUUUUAAAGCAUGGUUCAGAGUUAAGAUUGAUUCCAAGAGACAGAGUUGGUCAUCUGCAUUGA
This is a messenger RNA of Helobdella robusta, 261 nucleotides long. RefSeq lists its product as hypothetical. The transcript is spliced from 4 exons. Gene Ontology annotation, cellular component: cytoplasm; nucleus. The record is from RefSeq and is a predicted model, not a curated record. Bases 1 to 261 code for a protein of 86 amino acids. Lineage: Eukaryota; Metazoa; Annelida; Clitellata; Rhynchobdellida; Glossiphoniidae. Gene Ontology annotation, biological process: protein K69-linked ufmylation.